AGCGGAUGUUGCCAUGGUAUCCAGAGGUGGAGCAGUUUAUAAGGCGGCUGUUUGUAAUUCCUCCUCCAAGACUUUGGAUCAUAUUGCGCUGGUUCGCUUCAACCUCCAGCCCGUCCAAACUACCCUCUGCUCGAGAGAAGAUACUUGAACGAUGUGCGGAAUAUUUGCGUACCUGAAUUACAGAGUCCCACGGUCGAGGAGGGAUAUCUUACAGACGCUCGUAAAGGGACUUCAAAGGCUGGAGUACAGGGGUUACGACUCUGCAGGUGUCGCAGUAGAUGGCCCAGUGAAAGAUAAUGGCGCAUGCAUCGCCCUGUUCAAGAAGAAAGGAAAGGUGAAGGCACUCGACGAAGAGAUCUACAAGAAUGAAUCCGUCGAUCUGGAUGCUCAACUGGACACGCACUUUGGCAUUGCACACACCCGCUGGGCCACACAUGGAGAGCCCAGCGCCGUCAACAGUCAUCCUCAGCGAUCCGACAAGAACAACGAGUUUGUUGUCAUCCACAAUGGGAUCAUCACAAAUUACAAGGAGCUGAAAAAGUACUUGGGUUCCAAAGGAUACGAAUUCGAGUCGGAAACAGACACGGAGGUCAUCCCCAAGUUGAUCAAGUAUCUCUAUGACAACCGCGAGAGCGAUUCUGUGUCUUUCUCCACCCUGGUGGAGCGCGUCAUUAAGCAGCUGGAAGGGGCUUUUGCUCUGGUUUUCAAAAGCAUCCAUUUCCCUGGGGAGGCCGUUGCCACAAGGAGGGGCAGUCCGCUGCUCAUCGGUGUGCGCAGUCAGUACGAGCUGUCCACAGAGCAGAUUCCUGUGCAAUACAACCGCGGUGAUUCCACGAAAGAGGCAGAAGAGGAGAAAAACUUCCGGAACCGACAAGGCAGCAUCAAUGCUUUACACUCGGUUCAUGAUGGCAUGGCUGUGGAGUUUUACUUCGCCUCUGAUGCCAGUGCCAUUAUCGAGCACACCAACAAGGUGAUCUACCUGGAGGAUGAUGAUGUAGCUGUGGUGAUGGAGGGAAAGUUGUAUGUGCACCGCGUUAAGAGCGCAGCAGGGGAGGAUCCAGUCCGUGUCAUUCAAACCCUACAGAUGGAGCUCCAGCAGAUCAUGAAAGGUAACUUCAAGGCUUUCAUGCAGAAGGAGAUCUUUGAGCAACCUGAAUCGGUCUUCAAUACCAUGAGAGGCAGAAUCUGUUUUGACACCAAUGAAGUUACACUUGGUGGUCUGAAAGACCAUCUGAAGGAGAUCAAGAGAUGCAGGCGACUGAUCAUUAUUGGCUGUGGAACCAGUUUCCAUGCAGGAGUGGCUACACGUCAGAUUCUUGAGGAGUUGACCGAACUUCCCGUUAUGGUCGAGCUGGCCAGUGAUUUCCUGGAUCGCAUCACACCUGUUUUCAGGGACGACGUCUGUUUCUUCAUCAGUCAGUCGGGUGAGACAGCAGAUACUCUGAUGGCAUUGCGUUACUGUAAACAGCGUGGAGCAUUGACUGUUGGUAUCACAAACACCGUGGGCAGCUCCAUCUGCAGAGAGACAGACUGUGGAGUUCAUAUCAAUGCUGGGCCUGAGGUCGGAGUGGCCAGUACAAAGGCCUACACCAGUCAGUUUGUGUCUCUCAUCAUGUUUGCUCUGAUGAUGAGCGAAGACAGGCUUUCGCUGCAGCAAAGGAGACUGGAGAUCAUCAACGGCCUCAAGAAACUGCCAGAGCUGAUCAAAGAAGUUCUGUCUCUUGAUGACAAGAUCAAGAGCUUAGCAGAUGAGCUCGACCAUCAGAAGUCUCUACUGGUGAUGGGUCGAGGCUACAAUUAUGCCACAUGCCUAGAGGGAGCGCUGAAAAUCAAAGAGAUCACAUACAUGCACUCGGAGGGGAUUAUGGCCGGCGAGUUGAAGCACGGCCCCUUGGCGCUGAUUGACAAGCACAUGCCGGUCAUUAUGAUCAUCAUGAAAGAUGCCUGUUACCAAAAGUGCCAAAAUGCUUUGCAACAGGUCACGGCCAGACAGGGCCGGCCAAUAAUCCUCUGUUGCCAGAAUGACCCAGAGAUCAGUAAGAUGGCAUAUAAGACCAUUGAACUGCCUCAUACGGUGGACUGUCUGCAGGGCAUCCUCAGUGUCAUUCCCCUUCAGCUCAUCUCCUUUCAUCUGGCUGUUCUCAGAGGAUAUGAUGUGGACUGUCCAAGGAACCUGGCCAAAUCUGUGACAGUGGAGUAAGCUCCUCGCGUCAAAAUGUGAAAUAAUGAAUGCAGAAGAUGAGAAUCCUAAUCACUAAAGUGCAAUUCCAAGUGUGCAUGUUUACGAGUGUCUGCGUCCGUGUGAAUGUGGGAAUGUGGGUAUUUAUGAAUUGUGACCAAAACACUAAAGGUGUCCAGACCUGAAGAGAACCGGUAGGGGAUGUUGUAUUCCAUUGUAGCCUUUUCAUCCCUAUGUGCCAAUUGCAAAUUAAGGGAAUCCCAAACUGUGCCUUAUCCUAUGAGCUCUGAACUGAGCCUGAAGCAUCGUAAAAUAAGUCAAAUGUUUACCUGUUGCAAACUGGAGUGCAAUACUUUAAUCUGCACAAUGAAUUUGUGUAUCUUAAGAAAAGUGUCUUAAAUCACAGCAACCAAAAACGUUUUUAUGAAGUGUGUGUAGAAAAGUGUGAGAUGAGCGAAUGUUUUAUAUGUAGUUAAGAUUAAAGCCGAAUUUCGUUUGAAGGAAUACAUGCAUUGCAUUUAUUACAUUUGUACUACGAAUCAUCAUGUUUAAUAUUCAGCUGAAGCAAGCAAGUGUUAAUUACAUUAACUCACCAAUAGCAUUCAAACACUUCAGAUAAAAAAACAUAAAUCUUAAAAUUAUUGGGUUUCACUGGAAGAUUCACUGUACUGUUUGAGUUUAUGUCGACUGUGAAGAACUCAUUGUGGUAACUAUCGUGUUAUUAGACAUGCAUUUUAAUUUUUAAAAAAUGAUUUUAGUGAUUUUUCACAAUCUAUAUAUGAUGUGCCGAAUGAGAUUUCAGACUCUUAACCAUAACUUAUUUUUUUACGGUUUCGCUGGGAUAAACGUCUUUUGAUUGUCUCUGUAUAGUUUAAAACCAUUAUUUGCCUUAUAAAUAUAUCCAUUUUAAAUUGGUUUUGUAUUUUUAAAGUAAUGGGUAAAGGGUUUUAUGGGCAUGUCUAAAAAGAGCAGGUAUGAAAUACUUUAUAUUCCUGAUUGUUGAUCAAUAAAAAUAAAGCAAUGCUAUAAAAAACGG
Molecule: messenger RNA, 3215 nt
Organism: Paramisgurnus dabryanus
Lineage: Eukaryota; Metazoa; Chordata; Actinopteri; Cypriniformes; Cobitidae
Gene: gfpt2
Product: glutamine-fructose-6-phosphate transaminase 2
Biological process (GO): UDP-N-acetylglucosamine metabolic process; protein N-linked glycosylation; carbohydrate derivative biosynthetic process
Molecular function (GO): carbohydrate derivative binding; L-glutamine:D-fructose-6-phosphate transaminase (isomerizing) activity
Source: RefSeq, a predicted model, not a curated record